Molecule: messenger RNA, 1239 nt
Organism: Naegleria gruberi
Lineage: Eukaryota; Heterolobosea; Eutetramitea; Acrasida; Naegleriidae
Exons: 2
Coding region: 1-1239 (412 amino acids)
Molecular function (GO): protein binding
Source: RefSeq, a predicted model, not a curated record
AUGUCACAACAUCAAGACAAAGAAACUAUGCAACAAUGUGCUCCAUCACAUGGUGACAAUGGUUCGGAAGAGUUUAUUUCGGUUGAUGAAGUCAAUAAAGCUUCAGAAUCAAGUGCUUCCGAUUCAAUGAUCAUGGAUGACAAACAAGUGAAUUCUGACGAAAAUGCUGCAAUUUAUGAGAAGAAAAUUCCAAAAGCUUUAAUCGAGUUGAAGAAAAUAUUUUCUGAUGAUUUUGAUUUUGAAGUGUUGAAGAAUACGUAUGGAUUGAGUAAGAAUGAGGCUCUGGUUGAGGGGAUUGAAAAGGAAAAUAGAUUGAAAUUGAAUAAGGUUCCACCAGUAUUUUUCAAAUGUAUUCACACUCUCAAGUUGGGUGAGCGAGCCUUUUUUAAAAUUCAUAAGGAUUUGUAUCCAGAGUUGAAGGUUACUCGUUUGGAUCCAGUUCAGGAUGAUGUGGAAACUACAAAAUUAAUUGACCUUCUUAAAUGCCACGAUUAUUAUGGAGUUCAAUAUAUCAGCAUUACACAUUUGGAAUUGAAGGAGGCACCUUCACCAAAGGCAUCCUUUGAAGAACAUCUCGAGCAAAUCAGUAAGAAGAGACUUGAAGGAAAUGUGCUCUUUAAGGAAUGCUCAUUUGCUAAAGCAUUGAAAACAUACAAUACUGGAAUUAUUUUCGUUAAUGAGGCCAAGUUAGAUGAUGGUAAAAUUGAUGAACAAAAGGCAAUACUGAAAGAAGAACGUAUCAAGCUCUUAACCAAUAUUGUCAGAUGCCAAAACUCACUUAACAAUGAAAAGAAUCACAAGCUAUGCCUUGAUACUUGUGACAAGAUUCUCUUCUACGAGCCAGAAAACCACAAUGCAUUCUAUUUUAAAGCCAAAACUUACAAUACACUCGACGAUUAUUCAAGAGGUCUUGAAUGUAUGGAAAAGGCAAAACACUAUUUUUCCACUUACCAACAAAAGAAUAGCAGUGAUCCAAUUCAACAAAAGAAGGACGCUGAACUGAAAAGCAGAAUGGAAAUUAUUGAAAGGCAAUUACUCAAAAAGAAGAAACUCCAAGAAGUACAGGACAAUAAGCUUAUGAAAUCCAAAAUGACUAACAUGUUCUCUGAGGAACUCUAUGCUGAUACAGAACCAUAUGAUGAGGAAGAGUAUUGGAGAAAACAGCAAGAGGAAGAUGAAAGACUGGGCCGUAAGCCAUGGUUCAUGUCAGAUGGCACCAUUCACUAUCAACAAUUGUAA